AGAAUGAUCAACAACAACAAAUCAAUCAACGAAAGUCUGGAGUGGUUGUCUGGAGCAAAGCUUGAACAAUCCCGAGGACAUUAUGGCUGAUAGAGGAGCGCCUUCUCAGCCCCCAGCGACUGCAGGUGGUCAGGAGGGUGACCCAGGGGCCGUGGAGAAUGUGGAGGACCUCACCGGAUUCGUACAAACACUACUAACUCAAAUGCAAGACAAAUUCCAGCACAUGUCGGAUGCGAUUCUGGGCAAGCUGGACGAGAUGACAGCGCGCGUGGAUGAGCUGGAAGCACAGGUCGGUAAUCUUGUCAAGGAGAGUAAAGCUGACCUGGGAAAACUGGAUGAGGAUGAGAAGAAGUAAGCCCCAGCAACCACAUCUACAGAGUAAUGUCUUGAAGUGCUUCUGAAGUGCUAGCCAUCGUCGAGUGGUGGGUGCCCUGUGAACAGUGUGUCAGCAUCUGUGCUGCUCAAGGCUUUCACCACCAUGGCGAGUGUACAUACUUGUGUGUGCUAUGUGUAAAUAUGUCUACUGCCAGUGCGACCACUGGUGCAGCAUCGUUCGAGAACCUAUCUUGCUUUUGCCGGUCCGUCUCAAACACCGUUAGCUGUGAUGAUGGCUUUCUUCAUCUGCUCACGCAUCCCUGUACAAAGCUGAUGGUCUGAGCUAAUGCACUCUUUGCUGGCUGUCACAUCUUUGUGAUGAAAGUCAACGUGUAUCAGGGAGCAUUGAUACAUGACUGUACAUGCUAUUUUUAUCCAAGUUUUCGGUUUUUAUAUGGUUUCUACUAUACCACAGUGGUGAUGAUACUUCAGAACAGUACAAUGAGCUAAGGUGUUCAACUGCAAAGUAUUUGCGUGCACACCGUGCAUAUGUGUUCUGCAGAUGUGGCACAACGUAGUUGCUUGAUUUCUUCGUUUCACGGAUACUGACCUUAGCGUUUCUUCAA
Sycon ciliatum is the source of this 941-nucleotide messenger RNA. Its product is annotated as heat shock factor-binding protein 1-like. Gene Ontology annotation, molecular function: transcription corepressor activity. Gene Ontology annotation, cellular component: cytosol; nucleus. Gene Ontology annotation, biological process: cellular heat acclimation. The transcript has 3 exons. NCBI's taxonomy places the organism in Eukaryota, Metazoa, Porifera, Calcarea, Leucosolenida, Sycettidae. The record is from RefSeq and is a predicted model, not a curated record. Bases 83 to 355 code for a protein of 90 amino acids.